AUGAAGAGAGAGUACCCGAACCCGGUGCAGGCAAGCAGAGGGCAGAAUGCCUUGCUACCAAACCAUUUCCACCUCGCGGGCAAGGUGGUGUACUUCAUUUACUGGCAAUUCUUUUUUGGCGAGCUUGUGCCCAUCAUCAAUUGUCCCAAAUGUGGAAAAGCUGACAAGGUCUGCUCUGAUGGCUGGGUUGGAGUUACAGACAAGAUUCGCCGCGUGUGCGCUGCGGAUGGGCCUGCUUUUCUGUACAGCAAGGUCUUCAGGUGUGGGAAGGGCAAGAAGCCAGGCGAGGGCUGUCCAGGGAAUGGUGGAAAACCCUAUCAGUUUCGCUCUCACGACGAAGGAGUGCUGAGUCAGCUACCAGCUGCGGUGCUAGAGCAGCUCCCAAUCGUCUUCACCCGCGGUGGGGCUAUCGAGCGUAGUUUACUUGAGACCAUGGUCAGGAACGUCGCUAGUAGCGCUUCUGUUGCAGACCAGCAGAAGAUGAUCCGGGAAGCGCACAUGCGCACUUUCACUCAGCAUAAGAACAACUACAUCCAGUAUGCCGCAGCACGUGCAGAGCUUCAGCAGAAGCGAGGCGGAGCGCUCCUUUUUCCCGGGGUGCAGCGGGAGUCUCCUCCUCCCGCUGAUUUUGGAGAGUAUGACGACAAGGAAGGGUAUCGGGGUUGGAUACCAUCGACGUCCUGGAUAGCAGGCGUUAUUCUCGCGUCUUUGAACUCGCGACUUGCGUUCCUUGAACGUCAUCUGGCUGCGGUGGAUGGGGUUUUUUGGCGGGGGGAUCAUACCUUCCAAGCGCCCUCCCGAAUCCGCUCAGCUGAAGGGCGCAAGGACUAUGCGGCCAUCUACUCGAUCAUGAACGAGUGGUCGCAAAUUGUGGGCCAGUGGGCUGUGGGGGACACGUCCUUUGACGAGUAUGUCACGGGCGUGCAGGAUGUUCUCAAGCGCUAUGCUGACCUUGGGUUUCAGCUGCCCAAGUACAUGUGGGUGGAUAACUCACGAACAGUGGCUGCCCAGCUUUAUGAGACCAUCCCCAGUCUAAGCCGAGUUCUAGAGGAUGCCACGCAUGUCAUGCGGCGGAUUUUUGAGACAAUCCCGGAUGCCCACUCUCUCAAAGCCGACUUUUGCCGUGACUACUCGAACGCAAUGUUCAAGAUCCAUCAGCCGGACAAGUGGGCCUUGCGCGAGUUUCUUCUGGCUGGAGGUCCUGGAAGGCGGAAGUGGACACAAGCAGAGGUGGCAGCAAAGCCUGGGAGCUAUUGGCGAGCGCGCUGCCGGCAUACCAUCCCCUCCGCUCAGGAGCUGGUGGACGGCGUUCAAGCCGUCAUGAAGAAGUAUGAGAGGGGGACCUGCGCAGUCAACGGUGACCCUCUCAUCACCGAUGAAGUCCGGGGCGCACAUGAGCUGCAGCUGCAACUCAUGCAAGACGGUUUGCUAAGCGAUCCGCUCAAGGUAGACGAGAUGUACAUUUUGGUGAGCGCCCCCGGCUGCAUGCCCCGCUAUGUCGGUGUGCGGGGCUGCUCCUCCUUGGAGGGCUACCACCGCCAUCUCAACGCGCUUCUGGGAGGAGGCAACUACUCCCCUGAGCUCGCAGGGGCUCUCAUCGCUCUCUUCAACUAUCGGUGGAACUACGAGUGCGCUGUCCGCAACAAGGGGGCAAAAGAUUGGGGAAUGUUCGACCACUGGCUGCUGGAGGAAAUGCAAGACACCUGCGCGGCAAUGGGGUGGCCAAAUCCGUGUCCCGAGUGGAGGCGCGCUCCUCCCACCAAAGAGCGAUUUGGCGUUCAUGCAGGCCCUGUGCCAGUGCGGACAACGGUCUCCGAGGGAGAUGUAGGGGAGGAGCCGGAGUUUCUGGAUCAAGAGGCCAUGGUCGUUGAGACUAUGCUGGAGGAGCAACAGCUGAAGAGCACGCAGGCUGUGGGCGCAAUCAAUGUGCUGCAACCAGGGGCGGCCCCGCUCUCCCGCGAAUCCACCCCCCCCGCCUGCUCCACGCCCCCCGCGCAUGCCUCUCCGCCCCAGCAGCCCGCGGUCAUGCGCGUUGCGCCCAGGCCAGGGGGGCAGCCCGCCUUUCCCUCCUCCCCCGUCCGGGACGGGCAGCCCGCCCUCUCCUCCCCCCUCUUCCAGAACGGGCAGCCCGCGGUCGUGCGCACCGCGCCACAGCCGGAGGGGCAGCCCGCCCCUUCCUUCCCGGCCCCCCAGGACGGGCAGCUCCGCGACGUGCGCACCGCGCCGCAGCCGGGGGGGCAGCCCGCCCUCUCCUCCUCCCCCUUCCAGAACGGGCAGCCCCGCGACGACGGGCAGCCCGGCGACGUGCGCACCGCGACGCAGCCGGAGGGGCAGCCCGCCCCUUGCUUCCCUCCCCCCCAGAACGGGCAACUUUUUGGCGUGCGCACCGCCACGCAGCCGGAGGGGCAGCCCGCCCCUUCCUUCCUUGCCCCCCAGGACGGGCAGCCCCGCGACGUGUGCACCGCGCCGCAGCACGGGGGGCAGCCCGCCCCUUCCUUCCUUGCCCCCCAGGACGGACAACCCGGCGACGUGCGCACCGCGACGCAGCCGGAGGGGCAGCCCGCCCUUUCCUUCCCUCUUGAUCACGACGGGCUGCCCCGGGUCGUGCCCGCCGCGGCGCAACCGGUGGGGCAGCCCUCACAUUCCUUCCCCCCCAGUCUGGACGGGCUUCCCCAAGUCGUGCGCACUGUGGCGCAACCAGGGGGGCAGCCCGCACACUCCUCCCCGCCUUUCCAGGGCGGGCUGCCCUCAGCCAUGCGCGCCACGCCGCCACCGGGGGGGCAGACCUCGCACUUCUUUCCCCCCAGUCGGGACGUGCUGCCCUCAGUCGUGCACUCCUCUAACCCGGCCGGGCUGCCUGAGGUCGUGCACGCUGCGCUGCGACCGGGGGCGCAGCCCGUGCACUUUCCCCACCAAGACGGGCUGCCAAGGACCACGUUACAAGUUGCGGCUCGGGUAGUCCGCCGCGAGAAGCUUGAUAAUGCGAUCCAUCAGAAGAACAUCCCUCUUCUGAAAAAGUACGAGAAGGGCUUGGUCAAAGAAUUCAUUCGGAAAGACUCACUGAACGCGCUUAUCGCUCACAAUACCGCUUCUUUGCAGCAUCCCAACUAUGCACCUUCUACCACCAUCAACCCGUUCGUUGGUGGCAUCCAUCCCUACCCGCCCACCUUUGCUCACAGCACUCC
Molecule: messenger RNA, 3185 nt
Organism: Klebsormidium nitens
Lineage: Eukaryota; Viridiplantae; Streptophyta; Klebsormidiophyceae; Klebsormidiales; Klebsormidiaceae
Source: the annotation of a GenBank genome assembly